AUGAACUUUGAGGACGUGGCCAUCGCCUUCUCUGAGGAGGAGUGGGAGAUCCUUGAUGAGGCUCAGAGGCUUCUGUACUGCAAGAUGAUGGUAGAAGUUUUUGCCCUGGUCUCAUCUGUAGGGCUGCGUUCAACCAGUAGGGAGGUUGGGGGAGACUUCCCAGCCAUCUCAGAGCUUCUCCAGCACCAGGCCCCUCUCAACACUGAGGAGCCACACAGUGGCAGUGAGAUUUCAGAGGAAUUUCUCAAUAGAAAAAGGCAUCAGCAAUGGGAUGAAUGUGACAAAGCUGCCAGCCACAACCAGAACCUUGUUCAACAUCAGGGCGUCAGCUUUGGAGAAGUGAAGUAUGAGCAUAAUACAUGUGAGAAAGUUUUCAGAUAUACCUUUAACCUCAAUAGACCUAGGAGAGUUCACACUGGAGAAAAGUCCUAUUGGUGUACUGACUGUGGGAAGCUAUUCAAUCAAAGGUCUUCCCUCACUAACCACCACAGAGUUCACACUGGAGAAAAACCAUAUAAGUGUAGCGAAUGUGGGAAAUCUUUUAAGCAGAAGAGUUAUCGCCUUAUCCACCACAGAGUUCACACUGGAGAAAAACCAUAUAAGUGUAGCGAAUGUGGGAAAUCUUUUAAGCAGAAGAGUCAUAUCCUUAUCCACCACAGAGUUCACACUGGAGAAAAACCAUAUAAGUGUAGUGAAUGUGGGAAAUCUUUUAGGCAAAACCAUCACCUCCUCAUCCACCAGAGAGUUCACACUGGAGAAAAACCAUAUCAGUGUAGUGACUGUGGAAAGUGCUUCAGUGACAAAUCUAGCCUCAUUAAACACUACAGAAUUCACACUGGAGAAAAACCUUAUGAGUGCAGUGAAUGUGGGAAGUCCUUUCAUCAAAGUUCUCACCUCACUAAACACCACAGAGUCCACACUGGAGAAAAACCAUAUACGUGUAGUGAAUGUGGGAAAUCUUUUAAACAGAAGAGUUAUCUCCUUAUCCACCACAGAGUUCACACUGGAGAAAAACCUUACAAAUGUAGUGAAUGUGGGAAAUCUUUUAGGCAAAACCAUCACCUCCUCAUCCACCAGAGAGUUCACACUGGAGAGAAACUGUAUGAGUGUAGUGAAGGUGGGAAGUCCUUCAGCACAAGCUCUACUCUCAUUCGACACCUCAGAGUUCACACUGGAAAAGGGCCUUAUGAGUGUAUUGAAUGCAGGACAUCUUUUUGCUACAAAUAUUUCCUUGUUCAACACUUGAGAGAACACACUGGAGAAAAGCUUUAA
Molecule: messenger RNA, 1272 nt
Organism: Eptesicus fuscus (big brown bat)
Lineage: Eukaryota; Metazoa; Chordata; Mammalia; Chiroptera; Vespertilionidae
Product: zinc finger protein OZF-like
Exons: 2
Coding region: 1-1272 (423 amino acids)
Biological process (GO): regulation of transcription by RNA polymerase II
Molecular function (GO): DNA-binding transcription factor activity; RNA polymerase II cis-regulatory region sequence-specific DNA binding
Source: RefSeq, a predicted model, not a curated record